UGAAACAAAACACAGACAAACCCCCGUACUUUCUCUCACCCACCAUCAUCAUCAAUAUUUCAAUUCAAUAAUUCCAAUACAAUACUCCAUCGCUUUGUCUUGAAGAGUACGUGAACCGCCCUCUUAAGCCAAAGCCCAUAAAAAUUAUUCCCCUGUUUGUAUUAUAUUAAUCCCACAACAGUCCGUACACGCCUCACCUUCAAAGUCUCAAAGCUCAGAGUCUUUUUGAAACCCAAAAAUGGCUUCUUUAACCCCAAUUUCGCAAUCCCAGACCCUUUUUAACAAGACCCAGUUCCUCGCUAACCCCAAUUUAGGGUCUGAUUUUUUGCCCAAGAAAUUCUCCGCUUCGUUUCCCAAGAUGACUACUAGGUUUCCCACGAAGGCGGCUGCCGCCGGAGUUGUGUCGGCGACGACGGCGGAGAUGCCGAAGAAGAGGUACCCCGGAGAGGCAAAAGGGUUUGUGGAGGAGAUGAGGUUUGUGGCAAUGAAGUUGCAUACUAGGGACCAGGCUAAGGAGGGUGAGAAGGAGGUGAAGGAGCCUCAGGAGAGGCCGGUGGCCAAGUGGGACCCGACGCUUGAUGGGUACUUGAGGUUUCUUGUGGAUAGCAAGUUGGUGUAUGACACCCUUGAGGGGAUUGUCGACGAGGCUCCCUUCCCUUCUUAUGCUGAGUUUAGAGAUACUGGAUUGGAAAGGUCCGAAAAGUUGGCAAAAGAUUUGGAGUGGUUCAAGGAGCAAGGCCAUGCCAUACCAGAACCUUCUGCUCCUGGUGUAACCUAUGCUGAGUAUCUUAAGGAACUGUCGGAGAAGGAUCCUCAAGCAUUUCUCUGCCACUUCUACAAUAUAUACUUUGCUCAUUCAGCUGGUGGACGAAUGAUUGGGAAAAAGGUGGCUGAAAUGAUCCUCGACAAGAAAGAUUUGGAAUUCUAUAAAUGGGAUGGUGAACUUUCCCAAUUGUUGCAGAAUGUGAGGGAGAAAUUGAACAAAGUUGCAGAGAGCUGGACGAGGGAGGAGAAGAACCAUUGCUUGGAAGAAACAGAGAAAUCAUUCAAACAUUCAGGGGAAAUUCUCCGUCUAAUAUUGUCAUGAUAGUGCUGCUGCUACUGCUGUUGUGAUCUUCUGUUUCUUUUAGCUUGAUGUUGUAAACUUCGUCUCUGGAGACAUGGGAUUACACUCUGCUAUAGAAAAACAAUUGUUCACUAUGUAAAUAAGCUUCAUCCUAUCAAGCCUUUUAAAUUUA
Rosa rugosa (rugosa rose) is the source of this 1238-nucleotide messenger RNA. Its product is annotated as heme oxygenase 1, chloroplastic. The record is from RefSeq and is a predicted model, not a curated record. The transcript is spliced from 4 exons. The coding region runs from base 239 to 1087 and encodes 282 amino acids. Gene Ontology annotation, biological process: phytochromobilin biosynthetic process; heme oxidation. Gene Ontology annotation, molecular function: heme oxygenase (decyclizing) activity. NCBI's taxonomy places the organism in Eukaryota, Viridiplantae, Streptophyta, Magnoliopsida, Rosales, Rosaceae.